Messenger RNA from Ochlerotatus camptorhynchus, 941 nucleotides. RefSeq names its product Niemann-Pick type C-2b (gene Npc2b). Gene Ontology annotation, biological process: intracellular cholesterol transport. Bases 377 to 859 code for a protein of 160 amino acids. The record is from RefSeq and is a predicted model, not a curated record. Gene Ontology annotation, molecular function: sterol binding. The transcript has 4 exons. NCBI's taxonomy places the organism in Eukaryota, Metazoa, Arthropoda, Insecta, Diptera, Culicidae.
AUCGCAGCUCCAGUCCUACUCGUACGCGACGUUUGUCCAGAAGUCCCCCCGGUCCGGUCUGCCGAGCAGUGUAGUGUGUUUAGAGUGUGGUGGAGAGUCUUCAAUUACCAGUUGAACUGCCGCCACUUUCAGAGAAAAGCAAUAGAAGCUUCGAUCGAUUGACACACGCAUACGUCAAGCAAGAAGGGUGUGGUGCACAAACGAAGGAGGAAAAUAAGAAAGAGCAAAGUGCAGUCUUUCGCCACCCGAGGGGACAAGUCGCGAAAGUGAAAGUCAUUUCUAAGUGGUUCGGUGUGCAGCAGUGGUGCAGCAAAUACGCAAAAGCUAAGCAGUGCAUUGCUUGUUAAUUGAAAGUCAAGUUUAAAGAAGAGCUAACAUGAAAUCGCUACUCGUUGCUGUCCUGGCGCUGAGCUGCCUCUAUCUGUACGCCGAAGCUACCGUAGUCAAAUCCUGUCCAUCCACUAAAAGUCUGAUCCCCAUAGAGCAGAACACGAUCGACAUCAGCAACUGCGUCAAAGGCCCAUGCAAGUUGAAGCGCAAAACCAAGGUCGCCAUAAAUCAGAAAUUCACGCCAACCGAGGACAUUAAAUCACUCACGACGACCGUGUUUGCUCAGGUGCUUUCGCUUCCGCUGCCGUUCAUUGGAGUCGAUGGAACCAGUGCGUGCGACUUCAUUUUCGCCGAAGACGGUGAAACCAAGCUGGGCUGUCCGUUGAAGGCCGGCGUACCGGUUGUGUACAGGCGCGAGUUCCCCGUGCUGGAAAUCUACCCGAAGAUGAGCUUGGUCGUGCACUGGGAACUGCAGAGCCGAGGCUCCAAGUCCAUCACCUGUUUCGAGGUGCCGGCGAAGAUCGUCUAAGGAAAGAUUGUUCUUUUUGACGACAAUUUUUAUUUUGAAAGACAACUGUGAGGAAUAUCGUACGUUUAAACACAAUAAACGC